Molecule: messenger RNA, 1457 nt
Organism: Drosophila eugracilis
Lineage: Eukaryota; Metazoa; Arthropoda; Insecta; Diptera; Drosophilidae
Product: ubiquitin-conjugating enzyme E2 R2
Exons: 2
Coding region: 296-1330 (344 amino acids)
Biological process (GO): protein polyubiquitination; ubiquitin-dependent protein catabolic process
Molecular function (GO): ubiquitin conjugating enzyme activity
Source: RefSeq, a predicted model, not a curated record
CAAAAAAUUAAGAGUAACGUCAAGAGCAAAAAUAGUUUUCCCCAUUUUUAAAAAAGACAUAUAUAGAAGUAUUUUUUGAUUGUGUUCCAAAAAACUUCACCAUAAAUUGGACGAAAUUUUGCAGUUUUCCAAGUAUCCAAAGCAGACGAACACAGUCAUCGCUUUUGUGACGUGCUCACCUUGAAUUCAUCAGCAGGCAACAAGAUAUUGACCCUGCACAUAGAGACAAUCGCGGGCAAAGAACUAGUAGCCUAAAAUAGCCCAUAUAAAUAACGCACUAAAUAUAGAUAUUAACAUGUUUCGUUGCUCGGAUAACUUUUUCACUAACAGAGCACGGCGACAACUGCAAGUGGGUGAACAAAUGACCACCGCCGCCUCCACAUCGCAGCAUGCGACAUCGUCCUCGACAAUGAUGGCGGGUUCAGGAUCCAUGGCUACUUCGUCUUCUGUCGCCGGUGCCGCCCCCACAACCACGCCCAGCAGCUCGGCGGUUCGAGCAUUGGCGAUGGAGUACAAGUCAUUGCAAGAGGAGCCGGUGGAGGGAUUUCGCGUUAAGCUAAUCAAUGACGAGAAUCUAUUUGAAUGGGAGGUGGCCAUAUUUGGACCACCGGAUACACUCUAUCAGGGCGGCUACUUCAAGGCGCACAUGAAGUUCCCGCACGACUAUCCGUACUCACCGCCAUCCAUACGCUUCCUGACCAAGGUCUGGCAUCCGAAUGUCUACGAGAACGGGGAUCUGUGCAUAUCCAUACUACAUCCGCCGGUGGAUGAUCCGCAGAGCGGGGAGUUGCCCUGCGAGCGUUGGAAUCCCACGCAGAACGUGCGUACCAUCCUGCUGUCGGUCAUUUCGCUGCUCAACGAGCCAAACACAUUCUCGCCGGCCAAUGUGGACGCAUCAGUCAUGUACCGCCGGUGGCGGGACUCACAGGGUAAGGAUAAUGAGUAUCCCAACAUCAUACGCAAACAGGCUUUGGCCGCCAAUGCCGAGGCCAAACGGGAGGGCAUUGUAGUGCCGAUGACACUUGAGGAUUAUUGCUUGAAACCCACGCGCAAGCCCACAACGGAAUCUGGCCUGGAUGCCAAUUUCUAUGAUGAUGAUUUCGAUUUAGAGACAGAGGACGAUCUGCCAUCCGAUGAUGACUUCGAUGAGGACGACGACGAUGAUGAUGAUGAUGACGAGGAUGAGGAGGACAGUGCCACGGCGUCGAUUAGCAAAAAUAAUGGCGGCAGCAGCAAGUGCAAGAACAACGGCUUAGGCAGGGAGGCGGCCGCAGCAGGUGCGGACGAUGCCGAAUCCGCCGAUGAUAGCGGCAAGGGCGAGACCACAUAAUGCUGCCCAGGCCAAAGUCGUGUCAUCGCUUCCUCCCACUCCUGCCCUAGGCGGCGAGCCACCGCCUUUUCAUUUCUCCAACAUUAUUACUAUGAUUAAUUCUAAUUAUAAACGUUUCAAAACUAAA